AUGGAAGCCAACCCAAUGACCAUAUCCGAAAAACCUUCAGUGCUUAUGGAAGAAAACAAAUACGAUCCUGAAGACCCUCAAGUCGAGCAAUAUGAUCCAGCUUUGAUCAAGAAAGCCAUUCGAAAAGUAGAUUGGGCGAUUUUACCACUUUUGACCCUCCUUUACCUCUGUUCGUCUUUGGACAAAUCGAAUCUCGGAAAUGCCAAAUCUUUGGGAUUAGUCAAAGAUCUUGGGUCAGACCCUGAAGGCAAGAAAUACGCCUUUUUGAAUUCUCUGUAUUACAUCAGUUAUGCUCCUUUCAUGGUACCCUUUGCCCUUCUGGGUAAACAAACACGAAUGGGAAAACUGCUUGCUUGCGCUGCUUGUUUCUGGGGUAUCGCCGCUACUUGCUUUUCGGCGGUACGAAACUUCCCUGGAGCGUAUGCGUGUCGUUUCUUCAUCGGUCUUGGGGAGGCUGGAUUCGUUCCUGGCUUCUUCAAUGGUAUCAUUGCUUAUGGUGUCUCGCACAUUCAUUCGAAACGCCUCGAGUCUUGGCGGAUCCUCUUCUUGAUCGAGGGUGGUGCCACUUUACUCAUUGGGGCUUUUGCGGUUUACUGGCUGCCCGAAGGUAUCCCAUCGUGGCGAAUACUCUCUGAGAAAGAGAAGGAGUUUUUGAUGUACGAGCGAUCUCUCGAUUACGCCGAGGAACAUCAUAAGAUCAAUUGGAAACAUGCCUUAGGCUGUGCUUAUCGAUGGCAACAACUGCUUCCUGCGCUCGCCAACAUGUGUCAACAAAUCACCGGAGCGGCUCUCUCUGCAUAUCUGCCCACCUUCACGGCUGAAAAUGGUUUCACCGGCGCUACAGCCCAAAUCGCUACUCUCGCCCCUUAUGGUGCUGCUGCUGUGGUCAUGAUCCUCUGCGCUUGGUUCUCAGACAGAAUGAAGAACAGAGGGUUGUGGACGCAAGUUGGAUGGGCCUUGGAGAUUGCUGCAUUCGCCAUUUGGCUUGGUGUACCUAGCUCUGCUCACAAAGCUCGUUUCGCUGCCCUUGUGCUGGCCGAAGUUGGGCAUUACGUCUGUACACCUCUCAUUGUCACUUGGCAAGCUAACAAUUCUGGAAACGAGUCCCGUCGUGCUGUCGCCGUACCCGGUGCUGUCUCUCUCGCUCAAGCAGUCGCUGUCGGGUCUGGGUAUCUUUUCCCUUCUACUGAUUCACCGAAAUACUCCAUGGGUUCCGCUGUCAUCUUAGCUUUAUCCUGUGCAGGUGCUGGCUUCACCGGUUUUUACCAAUUCAUGAUCUGGAGAGAGAACAGAAAGCGAGAUGAAAGAGAAAGUGGACCACCUGCCAUUGACUUCAGGCCAGAUACCGCUACAUACGCAGAUGAUGCUCCUGGAUUCCGAUACAUGAAGUGA
This is a messenger RNA of Kwoniella botswanensis, 1392 nucleotides long. RefSeq lists its product as uncharacterized. Gene Ontology annotation, molecular function: transmembrane transporter activity. The record is from RefSeq and is a predicted model, not a curated record. Bases 1 to 1392 code for a protein of 463 amino acids. Gene Ontology annotation, cellular component: membrane. The transcript has 10 exons. Gene Ontology annotation, biological process: transmembrane transport. NCBI's taxonomy places the organism in Eukaryota, Fungi, Basidiomycota, Tremellomycetes, Tremellales, Cryptococcaceae.